UUCUAAUGUUUUGAUACUUCUUAUUUAGGCUGCAUUGCUUUUCAAAUUGGCUGGGCAACGAGCAAUUGUGUUAGGCACAGCAGUUACUCCUCCAGCGUUAAAUGGUGAUUAUGGAAUUGGACUGGAACAACUUGCUGCAAUGACUAGGGAUCAAAAUUUUUCUGCACUACAACAAUAUGGAGGGGUAAAAGGGUUAUCAGAUUUGUUAGAAACAAAUCUGGAUAAGGGUUUUGUUGAGGAUAAUGACGAAUUAUCAAAGAGAAGGAAUGCUUUUGGAUCAAACACAUACCCCAAGCAAAAAGGCCGGAGUUUCUUGAGGUUUCUUUGGGAAGCUUGGCAAGAUUUAACCCUCAUUAUCUUGGUGAUAGCUGCUUUAGCAUCCUUGGCACUAGGCAUAAAAACAGAGGGUCUGAAAGAAGGCUGGUAUGAUGGGGGAAGCAUUUCCUUUGCUGUACUUCUUGUUAUAUUUGUUACUGCAACUAGUGAUUAUCGACAGUCCCUCCAAUUUCAAAAUUUAAACGAAGAAAAGCGAAACAUACACCUAGAGGUUAUAAGGGGUGGUAGAAGAGAUAAGGUUUCAAUCUAUGAUGUUGUUGUUGGUGAUGUUGUACCUCUUAAGAUAGGUGAUCAGGUCCCUGCUGAUGGAAUCUUAAUAACUGGUCAUUCUCUAGCCAUUGAUGAAUCUAGCAUGACUGGGGAAAGCAAGAUUGUAAGCUGGUUAGACUUUUUUUCUGACUUUGUGCACAAAGAUAAAAAAACACCGUUUUUAAUGUCUGGUUGCAAAGUAGCAGAUGGUGCAGGGACCAUGUUGGUUACUGGUGUGGGAAUAAAUACUGAAUGGGGAUUGUUGAUGGCAAGUAUAUCGGAGGAUACUGGUGAAGAAACCCCCUUGCAGGUACGCUUGAAUGGGGUAGCAACUUUUAUAGGCAUAGUUGGACUUGCUGUGGCUCUAUCUGUGCUCACUAUUCUCCUGGCUAGAUUUUUUACCGGUAAUUCAAGAAAUCCUGAUGGAACUGUUCAGUUUUUCCGUAGAAAGACCAGCAUUGGUGAAACUGUUGACGGAGUCAUUAAAAUUAUUACUGCUGCGGUCACCAUUGUGGUUGUUGCAGUCCCCGAGGGGCUUCCUUUGGCUGUUACCUUGACCCUAGCAUACUCGAUGAAGAAAAUGAUGGCUGACAAGGCCUUGGUGCGUAGGCUUUCAGCUUGUGAAACAAUGGGUUCUGCAACAACUAUUUGCAGUGAUAAGACUGGAACAUUAACCCUGAAUCAGAUGACAGUAGUUGAGGCUUAUGUUGGGAGAAAGAAGAUCGAUCCACCUGAAGAUGGUUCACAGUUGCAUGCAAUGGUUUCCUCUCUGCUAGAUGAGGGCAUAGCACAGAAUACUACAGGCAGUGUUUUUUCCUCUAAAGAUGGUGGUGGCAUAGAGGUUUCCGGAUCUCCCACUGAAAAGGCUAUUCUUUAUUGGGGUGUCCAGUUGGGAAUGAAGUUUGAUGUUGUUAGAUCAGAAUCCAUAAUCCUCCAUGCUUCUCCUUUUAAUUCCACAAAAAAACGAGGUGGUGUUGCAUUGCGAGGGCGGUCUAACUUGAAAGUUCAUAUACAUUGGAAGGGAGCAGCUGAAAUAAUUCUAGCUUCUUGCACAGGAUAUCUCGACACAAAUGGUUGCUUGCAAUCCAUUGAUGAGGAUAAGGUGUUUUUUAAGGAGGCUAUUGAAAACAUGGCUGCAAGAAGCUUGCGAUGUGUUGCAAUUGCAUACAGAACAUGUGAAAUAGACAAAGUCCCUACUGAAGAAGACCAGCUGGCACAAUGGGCUUUACCUGAAGAUGACCUUGUUUUGCUUACUAUUGUUGGUAUUAAGGUAUACAUCUUAAUACAAAUUCAUUACUUUCACACUGUAUUCUCAACGAUAGUCUGA
This is a messenger RNA of Ilex paraguariensis (yerba mate), 1912 nucleotides long. The record is from the annotation of a GenBank genome assembly. NCBI's taxonomy places the organism in Eukaryota, Viridiplantae, Streptophyta, Magnoliopsida, Aquifoliales, Aquifoliaceae.